AUGUUUGGAUCCCGAACAGAUGCAAUCACAGCUAACCCAAAAAAUCACCAACAGUUGAAAUGUACGAGCAACAAGGAAGGCUGUGAUCGAUGUCGAUUCAAGAAAAUUGUUUGCUCUUAUAUAUCACCCAGACAGGACCGGUUGAAGCGGCGCGGGUCACGGCGUCCUUCUAGCAUCAGCAGUACGCUCUCUUCAGCUGCAGACCCCCGGCAGAGGGCCGCAGCAGGCAGAGCGAAGCGCAUCGUAACUGAUACCACAAUAGUACCACUGGCGACGGACGAUAGUUCUCCAGAAACUUUACCACAAAUCGAUUGCCUGCGUCUCGAUGACACCCAGAACAAUGUGCUAGCACACCUGAAAGGAUGGCCUCAAGAUCCGCAGGAAGACCAACUCACCAUCCUAGAGCCGAAUAGUCAGCUAUUCUUUGGGUCAAAGAAUGGUUCAUUCAUGCUCAGCGACUCAUCUCUUACCGGCCAGGUAACUUCGUCAAACUGCUCCGACAUCAUGGAUUUUCUAAACUUUGAUUCCUUUCCGGAUGAUGGGUCACCGGCUUCUGCUGCUUCGGACUGUAUUGAUUCAGGUGCACUGCACUAG
This is a messenger RNA of Aspergillus tubingensis, 594 nucleotides long. RefSeq lists its product as uncharacterized. The transcript has a single exon. The record is from RefSeq and is a predicted model, not a curated record. The coding region runs from base 1 to 594 and encodes 197 amino acids. NCBI's taxonomy places the organism in Eukaryota, Fungi, Ascomycota, Eurotiomycetes, Eurotiales, Aspergillaceae.